GUCGAGAGUAAUGGAGUGAUGCAACACAUCACACAUGCAUGGCCACGGUAUUUAUACAAGGAUCCAAGAAGCCUUCGUGCUCACAGCAUACCUUUCAUGGUAGCUAGCUAGUGGCGUACUGCGCUCGCUACCACUCAACACGUCUCGACCCCGACCAAAAAUGCCGAGUCUUGCGGCGUUCUUGGUCCUCCUGCUCCCGCCGCUGCUGCUUUCCGCUGCUGGUGCCGCAGAGGCAGAGGAGCUUAUCGGCUUCAAGGCCACGCUGAGGCACGUGGACGCGGACGCCGGGUACACGGAGGAGCAGCUGCUCUCGCGAGCGCUACGCCGCAGCAGUGCUCGCGUGGCCACGCUGCAGUCGCUCGCGGCGUUGGCGCCGGGCGACGCGAUCACCGCGGCGCGCAUCCUGGUGCUCGCCAGCGACGGCGAGUACCUGAUGGAGAUGGGGAUCGGCACGCCGACGCGGUACUACUCGGCCAUCCUCGACACCGGCAGCGACCUCAUCUGGACGCAGUGCGCGCCGUGCCUGCUCUGCGUCGACCAGCCCACGCCCUACUUCGACCCGGCGCGGUCCGCCACGUACAGGUCGCUCGGCUGCGCGUCCCCGGCGUGCAACGCGCUCUACUACCCGCUCUGCUACCAGAAGGUGUGCGUCUACCAGUACUUCUACGGCGACAGCGCCAGCACUGCCGGCGUCCUCGCCAACGAGACGUUCACGUUCGGCACCAACGAGACCCGGGUCAGCCUGCCGGGCAUCUCGUUCGGGUGCGGGAACCUGAACGCUGGCUCGCUCGCCAACGGCUCCGGCAUGGUCGGCUUCGGGCGGGGGUCCCUGUCGCUGGUCAGCCAGCUGGGCUCCCCCAGGUUCUCCUACUGCCUCACCUCCUUCCUGUCUCCGGUGCCCAGCCGGCUCUACUUCGGCGUGUACGCCACGCUGAACAGCACCAACGCCAGCAGCGAGCCGGUGCAGUCCACGCCGUUCGUCGUCAACCCGGCGCUUCCCACGAUGUACUUCCUGAACAUGACGGGCAUCAGCGUCGGCGGCUAUCUGCUGCCCAUCGACCCGGCGGUGUUCGCCAUCAACGACACGGACGGCACGGGCGGGACCAUCAUCGACUCCGGCACCACCAUCACGUACCUCGCGGAGCCAGCGUAUGACGCUGUCCGCGCGGCCUUCGCGUCGCAGAUCACGCUGCCCUUGCUCAACGUUACGGAUGCCUCGGUUCUGGACACGUGCUUCCAGUGGCCGCCGCCGCCGCGCCAAUCGGUGACGCUGCCGCAGCUUGUGCUCCACUUCGACGGGGCGGACUGGGAGCUCCCUCUGCAGAACUACAUGCUGGUGGAUCCCAGCACAGGGGGCGGCUUGUGCCUGGCCAUGGCGUCGUCUUCCGACGGCUCCAUCAUCGGCAGCUACCAGCACCAGAACUUCAACGUGCUCUACGACCUCGAGAACAGCCUCAUGUCCUUCGUCCCAGCACCGUGCCAUCUAAUGUAGCUGUAACUUGAGUUUCCGUGUACCUUUAUUUCGUUUCCGAUCCGUUGCUAUUUAUGCAUAGAUGUGUUCUAUGGAUUGGUGAUUGGUGCUUGGUACUUUGGUAGGGCUUUUAACUAGGUCGGUGAUCUGUAUCAGUAAAGCAUACUGUAUUUGGUUUAUGUAUUGUUGUCUCUUCUCAACAUCUGAUGAUUAUAAUGACUCUUCUC
This is a messenger RNA of Zea mays, 1698 nucleotides long. RefSeq lists its product as uncharacterized. The record is from RefSeq and is marked validated. Bases 161 to 1492 code for a protein of 443 amino acids. Lineage: Eukaryota; Viridiplantae; Streptophyta; Magnoliopsida; Poales; Poaceae. The transcript has a single exon. Gene Ontology annotation, cellular component: extracellular region.